Cornus florida is the source of this 1123-nucleotide messenger RNA. RefSeq names its product auxin-responsive protein SAUR32-like. NCBI's taxonomy places the organism in Eukaryota, Viridiplantae, Streptophyta, Magnoliopsida, Cornales, Cornaceae. The coding region runs from base 443 to 802 and encodes 119 amino acids. The record is from RefSeq and is a predicted model, not a curated record. Gene Ontology annotation, biological process: response to auxin. The transcript has a single exon.
CACUCUUUCAUAUGCCAAUUAUCAACCAAAUUAAGUUAUUGCGGUUUCAGCUGUUCCGUCUGUACCGCGUGCCUUAGCGUCUAAAUGAAGAAAAAUCCUAUAUAUAAUAUAUAUAUAUAUAUACAUCCCUUACAUACCAAAACUUAUAUAGACACACCCUAUAUAUAGAUAUACCCAGUUAUUCAUAUGCAUCAAGUUCAUAUCUAUAUGUGCCCUUAUUUUUGGAUAAACCAUCAUCUAUAAUGAGCAACCUACCCAGAUCAUUAACAGAUUCUUCCUUCACCCUCUUCAAACUAGCCAUAUCGGCUUCAUAUCCUUGGCUUUUUUCUCUUUUCUCUUAAUAAUUCACCUUUUAGGUUUAGAAAUCUAGCUAGGUGGGUAUAUAGUUUUUUCUUUUCUUUUUUAAAAAAAAAUAAAGAGAUUUUGGGUUGUUCUUGAGAGGAUGAUGAGUAGUAGGAGGGAGUCUCAUCUUCCGAAUUUUCAUCGUCAUCAUCCUAAUGAUAAUAAUAAUCAUGAUCAUCAUCAAGAUAUCCCAAAAGGGUGUGUGGCGAUCAUGGUGGGUCAAGGAGAGGAGCAGCAGAGGAUCAUCAUCCCUGUGGGCUAUAUCAAUCAUCCACUCUUCAUGCAGUUGUUGAAGGAAGCUGAGGAAGAGUAUGGGUUUGAUCAGAAAGGCACCAUCAACAUUCCUUGCCAUCUCGAGGAGUUUCGCUACGUCCAAGGUUUGAUUGACAAGGAAAAUCAUCACCACCACCACAACCACCACCUUCUUCAGCACCACAAUUCUUGGUGCUUCAGGCACUGAAAGAUUUCAUGUGGUUGAUUAAUUACUUACUUUCUUUUUCUUUUUCUUUUUUUUUUUUUAAUUUUUAUUUUUAGACGUUGUUUCUUUUUUUUCUUUUUGUUUUUUUGGUUGCUAAUGUACAUAGAUUGUAAUAUAUAGAAGAUGACGAGGAUGAGAAAUUAUUGAAAGAUAAGGAGAAAAAACUAUUGUUGGUGUUUUUGAUUGGAAAAUAUUGCAGCAGUACCAUAUGUAUCUGUUACUUUAUUUGGGUUGUUGCCUCCUUUUGUAAUUUGUAAAUAUGUUAUUUAUUUAUGUGAAUUAACGAAUGGAAUUGGUUGGUAA